Trichoderma atroviride IMI 206040 is the source of this 1512-nucleotide messenger RNA. RefSeq lists its product as uncharacterized. The record is from RefSeq and is a predicted model, not a curated record. Gene Ontology annotation, cellular component: cytoplasm. Lineage: Eukaryota; Fungi; Ascomycota; Sordariomycetes; Hypocreales; Hypocreaceae.
AUGUCUCUGGCGCCCAGCUCCCCUCGUUUGCCCAGCCCGCCGCCGCCAGCAGAAAUCCAGAUAGGGCCAAAUUCCCCAUCGGGAGGCCCCGCGGCGACGUUGGCGACCACCGAGAUGGAGCAGUCGCAUAUAGACGCCAAUUCUUCUAGAAGGAUACACCCGGGAACCAAAGCUGCAGACAUGGCCGUUGGCCCUCCAUUGGUGCCGCUGAGCGAGCUAGACUCGCCGUUUCAGCUACAAGAGCACCUCGCUGCUCUGCACUACCACAGCACCGCAUCCGGCACUCAGCCGCUGACUCGCGAAUCGGCUCUACAGCUCGCCCAGCCUCCGAAUGGUAUCGACCGCACCCUCUGGCUCUACGAGCUCUGCCGCUUCCUCAUCUCGCAGUGCAACUCCCUCAUCUGCGGCUUCCUCUUCGACAGCCCUCCAUGCAGCGCAAACACCUGCCCCGAGAUGCGCGCCUCCGAAUGGCAGUUUCUCUGUGCCGUACACGAGCAACCUAAGAGCUGCUGUGCCAUAGAUUACUGCUGCCACACCCUCGACUGGGCCGCCAACGUCGUGUCGGACCAAAAGAUCUUCCCAAGCCGCUUCGUCGUGGUCAACGACGUUCAUAGCAAGAAUGUCGGCGUCAAGAGCCUGGUCAACGUCUUCCGCAGGCUGCAUCGCAUCUUUGCGCACGCCUGGUUCCAGCACCGCAGCGUCUUUUGGGCUGUCGAAGGACAGACCGGCCUUUACGUCUUCUUCAAGACUGUGUGUGACUUGUACGACCUGCUGCCAGCUGAGAAUUACAAACUGCCACCCGAAGCAGAGGGUCUCGAAGCCCACCCAGAGUUCGACGUAAACGCCAGCAGCAGAGCUCAACCACCUCAAAUCUUGAAGCCCUCAGCUUCGCAGACCGGGGCAAGCGAGGGCGAUGAAGAUGGCUUGCACGGGUCUGUCAAUCGUACAAACACCCGCAGGCACAUCAGGAGCAGCCCAUCCACCGGAAGCUCUGUAACAACCGUCAUGGAAGCUGAAGAAGAAGACGCCGACGGGGUGUCUCGAAGGCUGAGAAGUAUGCACCUAGCGGGUCCUGACCUCGUAGAGGAGGAAUCCGAGUCCGCCGAAGUCCCCGUCAUUGUCGAGCAAUCAGUAAUUGCUGGCCCUCCACCCCCUCUCCUCUUCUCGCUGUCCUCGGAGCCUGGCCAAGAUGAGACGGGCACCACCGUAUUUGACCUGUCUGAUCCCGGCCAUCAAACGUCAGGGGUAUCAGAAAGCGUCGUAGAAAUUACAGAAGACGAUGUCACCAGCGUCAUUGAUACUUCUGACCACCAUAUCGUCGAAGAGGCCAAGGAAGAAGACAAGGCUCAAGAGGCAUCUGCUGAGACACCGAGUGAGGGACAAACAGAGGGCGAAAUCCCAAUCUUAAGUGAAGAAACACACACAUCUGAAACUCCCGCUGAAGCCGCCAAAGAAGAAGAAGAAAAACAAACACCUGAAGAAACUCCCAAAGAAGAAGUCACCGCUCCUGAA